AACAAUCCUGUCUGUCUUUUCCAAAAUUAGCCUGUGUGUGUGGAACUGGUGAGUGAGGCCAGGGAGAUUGGAGCAGCAAGGUGCACAGCCCAGGGUUAUAAGUUUCUGGAAGUGGGAGUGCAGCCUGCUUGGACACACACUGACACAUCCUCGCUGCCUGCCUGCCUGCCUGCCUGCCUGCCUGCCUGCCUGACUGACUUGACUGACUCACUCACUCACUCCACUGCUACUCACUCCCUUCCUCUCUGUCCUGCUCCUUUGCUCCUUCCCUCCUACUUUCUGCCCUGGAGAGCGAGAGCACACAGAUUGUGGAAGGUGCUCCUCAGACCUGCGUCCGGACAGCUUGAAGGCAGCACAGAGAGGAUUUUUUCCCCUCUUCUACGAUUUCCAGCUUGACUUUCAACAUCUCUGCCAAAAACACUGGACCGUUUCGGGGUGCCAGCUCUUUGCCUUGGAGGACACCACUCCUCUUUUUUUGGCUGAAUGUUCACCGAAUGUCUGAUGCCAUCGCAUCCUAUGGGAGACAUGCGUGGCUGAAGCCAGGAGGGAGGUAGAAGAGAGACCCACCUGCAGCUCACACCUACAGCUUCCCUCACUGAGUGCAUUCCUCUGCCCCUCGACACUGUAAAGAGAGAAAGUUCUUUUGUUUUUGACACCUGAAGCCCAGGAUGCUGGUGACCAUGUUUUUGACUUCUGUUUUCGUGCUACUGAUGCUGGGUGAGUGUGCCCUGGCAGGAGGAUACCCCCCUAUGCCCCACAUGAAGUACAUGCAGCCCAUGAUGAAAGGGCCCAUAGGACCCCCAUUCCGAGAGGGCAAGGGACAUUAUGUUGAUAUGCCACCCAUGAUGGAAGUGAAGGGGGAACCAGGCCCUCAAGGAAAACCCGGACCAAGGGGUCCACCUGGGCCACCAGGGCCUCAAGGAAAACCCGGACUUGGGAAGCCAGGUCUCAAUGGCCAGGUCGGACCUCCAGGGCCUCCUGGCUUUCCAGGAUUAGGUAAACCUGGACUUUCAGGUCUUCCAGGAAAGAUUGGACCAAAUGGUAUGCCAGGGUUAACUGGUGAGGUUGGACCUCGGGGUGAACCUGGCCCUAGAGGUCCUCCAGGGCAACCUGGCCUUCCUGGACCAGCUGGCCUGUCUCUAAAUGGCAAACCAGGACUCCCAGGUAUAAGAGGCCCCCCUGGGGCACGAGGAGAACCUGGACUAAAGGGUAUUCCAGGCCUAAAAGGUGAAAAUGGGAUUAAGGGUGAGAACGGUAUUGGCAAACCAGGGCCUCCAGGUAUUAGAGGACCUCCUGGGCUCAAAGGCAAUAGUGGACUACCUGGUGUACCAGGUAUAGGAAAAACAGGACCAAAAGGUUUGCCUGGAAUGCCUGGUGUUAAAGGAGAUCAAGGACUUCCUGGGAAUCGAGGAGAGCCAGGAGAGGCAGGAGUCCCUGGGCCACAAGGUCUUCCAGGUUCAGUUGGAAUAGGUAAGCCUGGAGUGGAUGGACUGCCAGGAGCACCAGGUCCAAUUGGACCAAAAGGUGAAUUAGGAUCGAGGGGACCGCCUGGGUUUCCUGGGCCCCCUGGCUAUGGAAAGCCUGGUCUGGGUGGACCAAAAGGAGAAAAGGGCAAUGGUGGGUUGCCUGGGCUACAAGGAGACAAAGGAGAGCAAGGAAUGAUGGGCCCAGUUGGAGAGGCAGGUCUUGAUGGACAACCAGGGCCUCCAGGACUUCAAGGACCAAUGGGACAUCCAGGUAAACAUGGGAUGCCUGGACAGAAGGGAGACCUGGGGCCACAGGGCCCUCCAGGACUUCCUGGCCUCAGAGGUGACCAAGGACCAAGUGGAACCCCUGGAAAACCUGGCAUUUCUGGCGAAAAGGGUUUCCCUGGGCUUAAUGGAGCACUUGGAAAACCUGGCCCUAAGGGAGAAGCAGGACAUAUUGGCCUGCCGGGUAAUCCAGGACUGACUGGGGCUCCAGGACCUAAAGGUGAAGCAGGGUUCAUUGGGCCUCCAGGCCCCAGAGGACAGUCUGGCACUCCUGGCCCUCAAGGCCCCAUUGGUCCCAUGGGGCCCCAGGGUGCUCCAGGGCUGAAGGGCGAAACUGGGCUACCUGGGCUUCCAGGAUUAGGAAAGCUGGGAGAGAAGGGAACUAUAGGUCCCCAAGGUCCUCCAGGAAAACCUGGCCCGUCUGGGCUUAAUGGUCCUCCUGGCCCUCCUGGGCCACCGGGACCACCUGGGCCCUCAGGAAAUGGUCAAACAGUGGUUGCGGGGGCAACAGAUUCACAGUUGGAAGGAGGUGAAAUACCACCGGACAGGAAAGGGUCAGUGUACAGCCAAGUUCCUCUCUCCGCCUCUGUGGCACCCGCCUUCACGGCCAUCCUCACAACACCAUUCCCUCCCUCUGGCAUGCCAAUCAAAUUUGACAGGACCCUGUACAACGGGCAGAAUGCGUACAGUCCAGCUACUGGAAUGUUCACUGCUCCCUUAUCUGGCGUCUACUACUUUGCAUACCAUAUGCAUGUAAAGGGAACUAGCCUAUGGGUGGCACUCUACAAGAACAAUGUUCCAGCCACCUACACGUAUGAUGAAUACAAAAAGGGCUACAUGGACCAGGCAUCUGGCAGUGCUGUUCUGGAGCUGAAGGAAGGUGACCAGGUCUGGGUACAGAUGCCUUCAGAUCAGGCAAACGGCCUCUAUUCAACAGAGUACAUCCACUCUUCCUUUUCAGGGUUCCUUCUCUGUCCCACAUAACCUCCUCCAUCACCAGCGUCCAUAAAUAUCUCGAUAUCAUCGACAAGAUUAACUUUGUGAAUGAAAUGAAGAGUUUAAAUAGCAGGGGAUGAAAUGAAAUACUGUGCUCUUUGUUUUUGUGUCCUUCAAGUGUGUGUGUUUCACAUUGGUGUUUUUUUUUUCUAGCUUAUAUUAUUGUAAUUACGACAUUGUCGUAAAUGUCCUGUUUGUAUUUGGUCCUCGUCAUCAUUAUAGUUGCUGUACGUUUUCUUCUGACGAUAAAGUGCCUUACAUCGUAAUGUGCUAGUACCAGACCAGCUUUGACUGCACAUCCAGCCCACAGUGUUUUGACAUCACUAGGACAACAUAACCAAACCCUGGGGGUGAUGUGUUAUUCUGGCCAUAAUCCCACCCUGUCAUUAUUUAAAUUGCAUAUACUGAGACAUUUUUGACCAGCAAUUAAAAAGAAUGAAGAGGGUUUUUUUUUUCUUGAAAUACUAUCAAUCUUCUGUAUCUUUCUAAAUUUACUAUCUGACUGUUAAAAUGAUGGAUGUUGGUAUUUCCUACAAUCAACCAAACUCAAUCAAACACACAAAAAUAAAACGUCAGGCGGAGACAAAGAGUUUCCAUUUCCUCUCUACACCGUUGUGUGAAAAUUAUCUGGUUUAUUGUUAAGCUUAAUAGAUCAUCUGGCUCAAAGGGCGGGAGGUUUUAGAAGUGGUUAACGUCAAAGUAAACAGCUGAAAAUGAGAUUCAGCGAGCAUUUACUCCAUGAAUAAGUAAAAGAGACUUGAGCGAUGCCCACGGGUUGCAAAAUACUGGUUGCGUAACUUUCAACAAAUGCCUACCAGUUUUCUGGGUGAGGUGGUAGGCUAGAGGUGAGAGCUUUGUAUUAACUCAUUUCUGGUGGAUAAGUCAUUAACAAUACAAGUGUGUGUGUGUGUGCCUGUGAAUGUAUGUGUUCUUAAAGGUGUACCUUUUGCUCUGUCACUGUGUAAAUAUGUGUGUGAGCAUGCAUGUGUAUGGCAAUGGUUACACCUUAUGCCCCUGGCAUUCAGGUCUUGAAGGCUUCAACGUAAAAACACAAAUAAACUUGAAUAAACUGACAAAACGUUGGCAAGAGCUCACAGCCCAUUUUUGUUCCAGAAGAAACUGGAGAAAAAAUACCUGCCGAUCUAAUGGUUCUUUAGAAAAGCGAGAAAAAAUGUGGUCACGUGUCAUGGAUGGUUUACAGGAGACAUAAAUGACAGGAUAUGAUUCAGAGAAUGCAGUAGGAAGAUAACAUUUCUGAUAACACUGAAUGGGCUAUUUUAUGUAGACUGUCGCUCCAAUGAGAGGUAUAAUGGUGUGCAAUAAUUCUGUGUCCGACUACGUCAUGACCAAAGAGAAGUACAGUAUACCAGAUGUUUAUUUUUAUGGUCAGGGUUCAUCAAAACAAUUGGAAAACAUGGCUUUAAGGAUAAGCAAAAAAAUCUAGAUCUUCUCAAACACCAUCAUUACACAUGAUUAUGACUACCUUAUUCCCUGAGGAGGAAUGUCAGUGUACACUUUAACGGUCCUAAACUGAGCUUAGCCUUAAGAAUGAAUGUCUACUGUUUGAGUGGUUUUGUUUUGUUGUUUCUCCAAAACAUGUUGUGUCCCUAUACAUAACAGUAAGUUGAUCUAGAAGGGCACUGCUCGGAGAAGGCCAAAUCAGUAUUUUAUGUAUAGGUAUAUAAUACAAUACUGCACUUGCAAAACUCUUUUCAUCUGAUAAUGUACCACAUACACCCAAAAAUGCUUUAUAUCAUUUUUGUUAGCUCUACACAGCGGUCCAUGGCUAGUUAUGUACUGUAUGUUGCCUUUUUGUCACUUUCUUUUUAAUUUUAUGAUUUAUGGUGAUGUAAGUUACAUGUGGCUAAUACUUAAUGUCCUUUUUUUUUUUAAAUUUUGACGUAUAAGACAAUGUCACUUGCUUGCGUAGUUUGCCCAGGUAUGCAAAACAUUAAGUGAAGUGUCAGUAAAAUUCAUGUAUCGUCUCAGUCAUCACAUUGCUUCUUUGUGUUUUGUUUAACUUUAUAAAAAUUAAGUAAAAAAAUGGAAAUAAAACAAAAAAUAAUAAAAAUAAAAAUAGCCUUGCUUCGGUUUUUAAGGGAUGUUUGUUUGUCUUAGCUUAGUAAUAAUAAUACAAACGGUAAUUCCCAUUUGCACAUGAAAUUUAUGAAGAUGUAUUUAUACAUUUAUGAUAAUUUAAUAGGGAUACAAAAACCGACUACCGAAGCCUAGAACGUAUAAAUGGUAUUUAACAGCAUUGAGUUAAGAGCCUUUAAUAUUUUCUAGUUAGCAUUUUAGUGUUGUUUGUGAAGGAUUUUUAUUUGUGGACUUGUUUUAUAAAAUGCACUCUUUUUGAUGGAAAAUGUUUGUCUGCUUAUAUAAAUUCUACAGUACUUGAUUGUAUUGAUACCACAUCAAUAAAACUUUUCUUGUACGAUGGAGUCCGUCUAUCAUUUCUGUCCGCUACAGUACAGUACAUGGCAAUUUUAGUAAUAAUAUUUACAGCAAUUUUUGGUUCAAGAUUGAAUGUGACGAACGACCACAUAAUGUGUUGCAAGUCGAGAGAAUAGACACUAGAGGGAGAUAUUUAAUUACAGAGUCGCUGACCAAUUCUUGUCUGAGUUGCCGUAAUGUUUACAUCAAAAACAGCGUUUGUCCUACCAAAUUCAAGUUACAUCAGAUGUCAGUUCGUUAGUUAUUUUAUUUAAAAAAUAUAUUUACAUACUUUGACAUCACUUAAUUGUCUGGUUUUUUUUUCAGUUUCUGGUGUUGUGGUAUAAACAGUACACAUAAAUAUUUGCAGUGUUUUAGUGUUGUUCAAAGGUUACUAGGUAAACCAUGACAAAGAUUCAUUCUUUCCUAAGGAUAGUCAUUCUUCUGCUUGAUCAGAAUAAGAUAGCUUAUACAAUUCGCUUUGAUUCUUCUUUUUCAAGCUUUACCACGUAAACGCUCCACGUUCUAUGAGUUGCAUUACCGCCACCGUCUGGGUAAAUACUCAUAUUCAGAGACCAGCCUGACAAAAAAGGAGAGAAAGUAACGUGUCAUCAACUUUGGUCGCCUUGAAAGAAGUCACAUUUCCGAGGCAUGAGGGUGUCGACAAACCUAGGAGGCUCCUCCUCGACAACAGAUCUCGACUUCCGACGAGAAGCUGCCACAUUGAAGAGGAACAAAACGGCGACCUGACAGCAGUUUCUGCUCUCCCUCCACUUUCUUCGGGUAGUCACGGGAUUUCAAUGUUCAGCCUGCACUUUGGUUUCAGUGUUGACUUGAGCCGUACCUAUAUGGCGUGUGUGAGUGGAGAAUUUUGCCAGGCACAGCACCUCACCUCAUUGGAGAAGUGAAUCGGCCGCCCCCCAAGGGACUACGCUACCCAGAAACCCCCCUGACUGCCAGCACACUAGAAACUGCAGACUUCUCCAAAAGCCUCCUGGGAAAUUGCGUAGUCCUUGGCCAGACUGCCCUGCCCUGCCCC
Molecule: messenger RNA, 6219 nt
Organism: Cynoglossus semilaevis (tongue sole)
Lineage: Eukaryota; Metazoa; Chordata; Actinopteri; Pleuronectiformes; Cynoglossidae
Gene: col8a2
Product: collagen, type VIII, alpha 2
Exons: 6
Coding region: 669-2735 (688 amino acids)
Molecular function (GO): protein binding
Source: RefSeq, a predicted model, not a curated record